GCCGCCGCCGCGCCCCCGCGCCCCGGCGCCCGCGGGGCUGGAGAGGGGGCGACAGAGGCGCGGCGCCCGCGCCGGGCAUGGAGGCGCCGCUGGCCCGCGCUGGCCGUCCGCGCUGCGUUUCGCGCCGCCGCCGCCGCCGCCGCACCUCGAAGUUUGCCGGCUGACUCGGAAAGUUGCGCUCGGGCUCGGCCGCCGCGUCUGGCCGCCGCGUCCAGCCUCCGGCCUGACCCGCUCGCCGCCGCCGCCCUCCGCGGGGCCCCGGCCCAGCCAACCCCGCAGCCCCGCCUGCCGGGGGCAUGUGAGCCGUCGCCGCCCCCGAGAGGCCGUGCGGGCUGCACGGGCCCCAGCGCCUCUGAGGCAGCGCGCGGGCGAGGGGUGCGCCCGGGCCCCAGGGCCCCAGGCAGCCCGGCUCGCCAUGGGCAUCCAGGGCAUGGAGCUGUGCGCCAUGGCCGUGGUGGUGCUGCUGUUCAUCGCCGUCCUCAAGCAGUUCGGCAUCCUGGAGCCCAUAUCCAUGGAAGAUAGCAGCGACAGUGAGCUGGAGCUGUCCACGGUGCGCCACCAGCCGGAGGGGCUGGACCAGCUGCAGGCCCAGACCAAGUUCACCAAGAAGGAGCUGCAGUCUCUCUACAGGGGCUUUAAGAAUGAGUGUCCCACGGGCCUGGUGGAUGAAGACACCUUCAAACUCAUUUACGCGCAGUUCUUCCCUCAGGGAGAUGCCACCACCUAUGCACACUUCCUCUUCAACGCCUUUGAUGCCGACGGGAACGGGGCAAUCCACUUUGAGGACUUUGUGGUUGGCCUCUCCAUCCUGCUGCGGGGCACAGUCCACGAGAAGCUCAAGUGGGCCUUUAAUCUCUACGACAUUAACAAGGAUGGCUACAUCACCAAAGAGGAGAUGCUGGCCAUCAUGAAGUCCAUCUAUGACAUGAUGGGCCGUCACACCUACCCCAUCCUGCGGGAGGACGCGCCGGCGGAGCACGUGGAGAGGUUCUUCCAGAAAAUGGACCGGAACCAGGACGGGGUGGUGACCAUUGAAGAGUUCCUGGAGACCUGUCAGAAGGACGAGAACAUCAUGAGCUCCAUGCAGCUGUUUGAGAAUGUCAUCUAGGACACGUCCGAAGGAGUGCAUGGCCACGGCCACCUCCACCCCCAAGAAACCUCCAUCCUGCCAGGAGCAGCCUCCAAGAAACUUUUAAAAAUAGAUUUGCAAAAAGUGAACAGAUUGCUACACACACACACACACACACACACACACACACACACACACACACACACACACACACACACACACACACACACACACACACACACACACACACACACACACACACAGCCAUUCAUCUGCACUGGCAGAAGGGACAGAGGUCAGGGAGGGACUGAGUCUGGCUGGGAGCUGAGUCCAGGAGCCCCAGCCAGCCCUUCCCAGGCCAGCGAGGAGAGGCUGCCUCUGGGUGAGUGGCUGACAGAGCAGGUCUGCAGGACACCAGCCGCUGGAUGUCACCAAGAAGGGGCUCGAGUGCCCCUGCAGGGGAGGGUCCAAUCUCCGGUGUGAGCCCACCUCGUCCCGUUCUCCAUUCUGCUUUCUUGCCACACAGUGGGCCGGCUCCAGGCUCCCCUGGUCUCCUCCCCACAGCCACUCUCUGCCCACUACCUAUGCUUCUAGAAAGCCCCUCACCUCAGGAGCCCAGAGGGACCAGCUGGGGGCCAGGGGGGAGAGGGGGUGAUGGAGGCCAAGCCUGCAGCUUUCUGGAAAUGGUUCCCUGGGGGUCCCAGGACCCCCUGCCACUCCACUGACCUGGAAGAGCUGGGUACCAGGCCACCCACUGUGGGGCAAGCCUGGGUGGUGAGGGGCCGCUAGGCCCCAUUCUCCCUCCGCGGCAGGAAGGUGGGGGAUUUCAAGCUUGGGGAUUGGGUCGUGGUGGAGAAUCUGAGGGCACUCUGCCAGCUCCACAGGGUGGGAUGAGCCUCUCCUUGCCCCAGUCCUGGUUCAGUGGGAAUGCGGUGGGUGGGGCUGUACACACCCUCCAGCACAGACUGUUCCCUCCAAGGUCCUCUUAGGUCCCAGGAGGAGGCACGUGGUUCAGAGACUGGCAGCCAGGGAGCCCGGGGCAGAGCUCAGAGGGGCCUGGGAACGGGAGUGUCCCUCCUCUUCCUGCAGUGCCCCUCCCACGGCCCAGCAGCUUGGCUGAGCCCCUUCUCCUGAAGCAGUGUUGCCAUCCCUCUGCCUUGCACAAAAAGCACAAGCAUUCCUUAGCAGCUCAGGCGCAGCCCCGGUGGGAGCCCAGCACACUGCUUCUCAGAGGCCAGGCCCUCCUGCUGGCUGAGGCUUGGGCCCAGUAGCCCCAAUACGGUGGCCCUGGGGAAGAGGCCUUGGGGGUCUGCUCUGUGCCUGAGAUCAGUGGGGCCCCAAAGCCCAGCCCGGCUGACCAACAUUCAAAAGCACAAAUCCUGGGGACUCUGCUUGACUGUCCCCUCCAUCUGGGGAUGGAGAAUGCCAGCCCAAAGCUGGAGCCAGUGGUGAGGGCUGAGGGGGCUGUGGCUGGGUAGUCAGCAGAAACCCCCAGGAGGAGAGAGAUGCUUCUCCCGACUGCUUGGGGCCUCACCCAGAAGGAAGCCGGUCCCAGGCCGCAUGGCCCCUCCAGGAACAUUCCCACAUAAUACAUUCCAUCACAGCCAGCCCAGCUCCACUCAGGGCUGGCCCGGGGAGUCCCCGAGUGCCCCAGGAGGCUAGUCCCAGGGUGAGCAGAGCCCUCAGAGGAAAGGCGGUAUGGCAGAGGCCGUGGGGGCCCCUCGGCAUUCACACACAGCCUGGCCUCCCCCGCGGAGCUGCAUGGACACCCGGCUCCAGGCUCCAGGCUGACUGGGGGCCUCUGCCUCCAGGAGGGCAUCAGCUUUCCCUGGCUCAGGGAUCUCCUCCCUCCCCUCACCCCCUGCCCAGCCCUCCCAGCUGGUGUCACUCUGCCUCUAAGGCCAAGGCCUCAGGAGAGCAUCACCACCAUACCCCUGCCGGCCUUGGCCUUGGGGCCAGACUGGCUGCACAGCCCAACCAGGAGGGGUCUGCCUCCCAUGCUGGGACACAGACCGGCCGCAUGUCUGCAUGGCAGAAGCGUCUCCCUUGGCCACGGCCUGGGAGGGUGGUUCCUGUUCUCAGCAUCCACUAAUAUUCAGUCCUGUAUAUUUUAAUAAAAUAAACUUGACAAAGGA
Messenger RNA from Pongo pygmaeus (Bornean orangutan), 3204 nucleotides. It is a transcript of the gene KCNIP3, whose product is annotated as potassium voltage-gated channel interacting protein 3. Lineage: Eukaryota; Metazoa; Chordata; Mammalia; Primates; Hominidae. The transcript has 8 exons. The record is from RefSeq and is a predicted model, not a curated record. Gene Ontology annotation, cellular component: nucleus; voltage-gated potassium channel complex. Gene Ontology annotation, molecular function: RNA polymerase II cis-regulatory region sequence-specific DNA binding; potassium channel regulator activity; calcium ion binding. Gene Ontology annotation, biological process: regulation of potassium ion transmembrane transport; negative regulation of transcription by RNA polymerase II. The coding region runs from base 416 to 1108 and encodes 230 amino acids.